Messenger RNA from Hypoxylon fragiforme, 942 nucleotides. RefSeq lists its product as uncharacterized. The transcript has 3 exons. The record is from RefSeq and is a predicted model, not a curated record. Lineage: Eukaryota; Fungi; Ascomycota; Sordariomycetes; Xylariales; Hypoxylaceae. Gene Ontology annotation, molecular function: metallopeptidase activity. Gene Ontology annotation, biological process: proteolysis. The coding region runs from base 1 to 942 and encodes 313 amino acids.
AUGGACGGCAACACCACGGAGGAGCGCAAAGUCAUAUACGUUGCCGACCCGCCCCGGAUACGCCAUCCCAUGCGCUUCAUGGACAAUUGGGCCCAGGCAAAUCUUCCUCCUGACCAGGUGCCGAGCUGCGGGCCGCUGCGUGCACCGUCGGCAGACGAUCUUAUCAAAUACAUGAGCGUCUUCUACCACGGCUUCACGGUUUCCCGCUCCCCUACAGGGAAGUACUGCACCCCCCUCUGCGACCAGCCAUCGCCUGAUGGCAUCUUCCGGCGGGCAGCUCCACCUCCUGGAUCUUAUCGGAGCCGGAGACGAUAUGAUGCCGCCCGGCGCCUACGCGCUCGUGCUGCUUAUCCACCACGAUAUGUUCCAACGCGGCGACGAGAAAAGUCUUCCACGAGAGCGGGAGUUGGGGCCGUAUCGACCGACCGCACGCACGCGUGGCCUGCGUCCCAUUGUAAAUCCUACGUCGACAGUAUUUGCGCAGCCGACGGCCUUCCGCCCGGAGUAGCAUCGAAUAGCGAGGAAGCGGUCGUUCGCGGGCCGUUGUGGGCUGCCGUGGAAGCGGCACGUAGCCUCCAUCAAGCCCCCGAUACCGCGGAACGCCUGUCCGAUGUGUGGUUCUCCAGAGUAGCAAGGGCGGCGGUGCGCAAGCUGGGCACUUGUUUCUGGCUCAGCCGUUGUACCUACUAUGCGUGCGUCAUGCAGAGCACCGCGGGGUUGGCGGAAGGCGCUCGGCACCCGCCGUGCCUGUGUCCCGUCUGCUUGGCCAAGGUCUCGCACUUGGUUGUUUGCAAAGUGCAGAAAGGGGAUGAGGCGGGCAAGGAGGCGUAUGUGAGGGAGAAGUAUCGAGCGAUCGCGGAUUGCUGCGAGGCGUGGGCGGAGGCCGACUUGUUUGCGGGAUACCAGGCGUGGAUUCUUGAGAGGCUUAAGGAACUUGAAUGA